Molecule: messenger RNA, 3869 nt
Organism: Klebsormidium nitens
Lineage: Eukaryota; Viridiplantae; Streptophyta; Klebsormidiophyceae; Klebsormidiales; Klebsormidiaceae
Source: the annotation of a GenBank genome assembly
AUGACCGAAGAGCGGUAUGCCGAAAUCGAGCUGCUGCAGCGGUACAGGAGGGACCGCCGUUUGCUCCUCGAGUAUCUUUGCGAGGCCUCCAGUCUCAAGAAGGUUGUGAUGCCGCUGGGGGCUGUGACUCUGGCGGACGUUGAUUUGGACAAUGUUAGCGUGAAUUACGUUCUGGAGGCCUGCAAGUCCCGGGGCACCCUGGACCUUACAGAAGCAGUCAAGCAGCAUUUCAAGGAGCUGUCCAUGGCGCCGAGCUUUGGGGCUGGAGAUAGUGAGAUUUUCCUGCUCGCCACCAACCCCAAGCACUCAGGAGGGCCCCCCUCGAGACCUGCCCCAGAAAAGCCUGGGCCGUCUUAUGCUCAUCUGGGAGGAGCGGCCUCACGCUCAGUUCCUGGAACUCCAUCGAGGUCCUCCUCGUUGAAAGGAAAGGCGUCCCCACUGCGGCCACUCACUCCUGCAGAGGCUUACGAGGACGGCGUGGAAGAGUUUGAUGACCUGGACGAUGAGCCGCUUGCUAAGAAGCAAUUUGCAGAUAACAAGGAGCUAGUGCUCCCUCUGCCAGCAUUUGAAACGGGGUUAAGCGACGAUGACAUUCGGGAGACGGCUUAUGAGGUGCUUCUUACUGCGGUUGGCGAUACUGGAGCGUUGCAGCCACCCCCCAAGGUGGUGGAGGAGAAGAAGAAGAAGACGCUCCUGAGGCGUAAUACAUCAAAGAACAGGAGCAAAACGGCAGUGCCAGAGCCGGUGCAGGCUCAUGGCCUCACCGGUUUGCUUGAGAUAAUUCGGGGACAGAUGGAGAUUGCGGACAAUGCGGAUCGCCGCACCAAAGACGCCCUCCUGAGAGCGGCAGCUGAUAGGCAGGGGCGCCGCAUCAACACCCUGCUAGUUCCUCUGGAGCUGCUCGCCAAUGUGCCCCCAUCAGAGUUUGCAAGCAAGCGGGAUUACAUGCGGUGGGAGAAGCGACAGCUGAACAUCUUGGUCGAGGGCCUGGUGAACCAGCCUGCGGUCAAACUGAGCCCCUCCAACGAGCAGCUUGGAGUCAAGCUCAGACAGAUUGUGGCCCGUGUAGAGGAGGCUCAGAUGCUGCCGGGCCCCAAUGGCCCGAGCCAGCACAUGGAGGCGCUGCGCGACCUGCGCGCGGUGGCUACGGCCCUGGCGGAGCGCAGCAACCGCGGCGAGAGCAGCGAUGAGGUCAUCCACUGGGCGGAUGGGUACCCGCUGAGCGUGCGCCUGUAUGAGGCGCUGCUGUUUAACAUCUUCGACAUGUUCGACCCCUCCCAGCUCAUCGAGGAGAUCGACGAGGUGCUGGAGCUGCUGCAGUCGACGUGGCGCAUCCUGGGGGUGACACGUGCAGUGCACGACGUGUGCCUGGCGUGGGUGCUCUUCAAGCAGUUUGUGGUCACCGGCAACUCGGACCUGCUGAGCACGGUCGCCAGCCACCUCAAGAAGAUGGUCAGCGAUGGCGGGCAGAGCGCGCAGGAGCGAGCGUACAUGCAGCUGAUGCGGACGGUCUCCGGGGAGGGGGGCAAGAGCUACUCGUACGUCCAGUCUGUCCUGGACCCCAUCAAGCAGUGGGCCGACCGCCGCCUCAACGACUACCAGAGGGAGUUCCCCAACGGAGCGUCGGGCGUCAUGGAGAGCCUCCUCAGCGUGGCGAUGGUCUCGGGACGGCUGUUGGCGGACGAGACGGAGACGCCGCAGGGCUCGUUCAUAAGCGCUGGGCGGUCGUCCGCAGCCGGGGAGCGGGCGGCUAUGGUGAAGCAGGCGGAGGGCUAUGUACGGUCGUCCCUGAGGGCAGCGUACUUGCGAGCGGUGCGAGACGUGGAAGGGCAGCCGUCGGAUGACAAGCCGACCGUGGCAGUUCUGGCAAGGCUGGUGCGCGAGAUCGCCAAGGAGGAGGCGUCCAACUACUCGCCGGUGCUCGUGCGGUGGAACGUGAACGCCAAGGUGGUGGCGGCCGCGACGCUGCACGAGCUGUACCGCGGCGACCUCAAGCCGUUCCUCGACGGCGUCACGCAGCUCUCGGAUGACGUCACGGCCGUGCUGCCGGUCGCCGAGGCGCUCGAGGCGUUCCUCAUGGACAUGACGGCGGGCGCCGACCAGACCGACGAGGGCGCCGCGAUCCUGGAGAGCAUGCAGCCGUUCGGCGUGAACGACAUGUCCGCCACCCUGAUCGGCCGCUGGGUGAACCACCAGCUGACGGGCCUCGGCCAGAUGGUCGACCGCUCGAUCGCCGCCGAGCAAUGGGAGUCGCUCUCGCAGACGCAGCGAUACGCGCCGUCCGUCGUGGAGCUGUUCCGGAUAAUCGAGGUGACGCUGGACCAGUUCUACGCCAUGAAGCUGCCGAUGCGGUCGUCCCUGCUGCGCGGCCUCACCGUCGGCUUCGACAGCGCGCUCCAGCAGUACAUCACCAAGCUGCUCGGACAGACGGGCGACCGAGAGGACCUCAUCCCGCCUGCGCCGGCGCUGACGCGCUACAAGAAGGACGUCGUCACCAAGGCAGAGAAGGACGCGCUGGCCAGCAGCCUGAAGAAGCGGGACCCGCGGAUGCCGGACGAGGCGCGAGAGGCGCAGAUCGCGGGGCUGACGGUCACGACGCUGGGCGUGCGGCUGAACACGCUGCACUUCAUCCUGAGCCAGCUGGAGAGCCUCGAGAACAGCAUCCGCCAGCGGUGGGCCAUGAAGAACCCGCACGAGCCGCUCUCGCGAGGCCCGAGCCGCAGGGGGAGCGGCUCGGAGGAGCCCCGCAAGUCGCCGCGCCCGCGCUCCAUCUCCACGGGCUCGAACCUGGAGGACAUGCACGGCGAGUUUUUCGCGGGGACCAAAAAGGCGGCGACGGCGGCGAUCGAGCGGCUGGCCGACUUUCUGGGCACCAAGGUCGUGUUCUGGGACCUGCGCGGGAAGUUCGUAGAUGCGCUGUACAAGACGAGCGUGGCGGACUGCCGCAUGGAUAAGAUCGUGACGGAGCUGGACGCGGUGCUCUCGGAGCUGUGCGAGGUCAUUGCAGAGCCGCUGCGAGAUCGUGCCGUGCUGAGCUUGCUGCAAGCUUCGCUGGAGGGGCUUCAGAGAGUGCUUCUGGACGGCGGGCCCCUGCGCGCGUUCUCAGCCGCUGAUGGGGAGUUGCUGGAAGAGGAUCUGACGGUCCUAAAGGACUUCUUUAUUGCGGACGGCGAUGGGUUGCCACGGACCGUUGUAGAAAACUCCGCCGCAAAGACGGCGCAGAUUCUGCACCUGUUUGAGUUGCCGACGGACCAGCUCACCGAAAACUUCCAGUCGGCGAGUCGAGAGAUGGCCGGCAGCAACGGCACGGCGCAUUCGGGCACUGGUCGGAGCGCGACGGACGCUGACACGCUGUUGCGAGUGCUAUGUCAUCGUGCCGAUCGAGACGCGUCCAAGUUCCUGAAAAAGAGCUACAAGCUGCCCAAGACGGAGAGUCGAUAGAAAGAGCUCUAGAAAGCCGCGCGUCGCGUUUGGCCGUUGUAUCUUAUGCAAAAAGUUCUGUCGUUGAGAGCACUUUUGUCAGUGCAUGAGUUGUAAUAGUCCUCCUUAUGUAAGAUCUUGAAGUCCAGAAGUUACACACUAACGAGGUAACUGUCGUUGCUCACAAGGUCAGACACUCUGCCUGAUUCUGAACCUGUCUUAGUAGCUUGGCAAAAGUAGGAAAGUGUUUACGAUAAGUGGUGGAUAAAUGUAGCCUAGCCUCUGUGACGCACAUGUUGUGUCAUGCUAACACUUUUCCUCUGUUGCAUAUCUGGUCCGCAGCAGCCCCAGAAAGAGAGUAAGCGUGUGCUCAGGAUUUUGAAGACAGGUUGCAUGACAUCUAUACGGGCUGUUAGCCGAUCAGUCUAGCUCAAUGUACACCCCUGACG